Penicillium atrosanguineum is the source of this 1506-nucleotide messenger RNA. Its product is annotated as flavin-containing monooxygenase. NCBI's taxonomy places the organism in Eukaryota, Fungi, Ascomycota, Eurotiomycetes, Eurotiales, Aspergillaceae. The transcript has a single exon. The record is from RefSeq and is a predicted model, not a curated record. Bases 1 to 1506 code for a protein of 501 amino acids. Gene Ontology annotation, molecular function: N,N-dimethylaniline monooxygenase activity; flavin adenine dinucleotide binding; NADP binding.
AUGAACGGCCACGCAAACGUGCAGUCCGAAACUCGCUUCGACGUUGUCGUCGUUGGCGCGGGCAUCUCCGGCAUCAACGCCGCCUAUCGCCUGCAGGAGCAGCUACCAGGUGUCAGCUAUGCCAUCCUCGAAGCUCGCGAUGACCUAGGCGGGACUUGGGAUCUGUUCAAGUACCCCGGUAUCCGCUCUGACUCUGAUCUCUUCACAUUCGGCUUUGCAUUCAAUCCAUGGAAUUGCAGUAACCCCAUUGCGGAGGGCUCUGCCAUCAAGUCGUAUGUGCGCGACACCGCCGAGAAGUAUGGUAUCGACCAGCACAUUCUCUAUCGCACUAAGCUGCAGUCCGCCGACUGGUCUAGCCAGGAGAAUACCUGGGCCCUGAACGUGGAGGCGGAUGGAAACCCCAAGACCCUCACCGCGCGUUACGUGAUUUUUGGCACGGGCUAUUAUAACUACAACCAGCCUUUGGAGGCUAAGAUCCCCGGACUGGAAAAUUUCCAAGGCCAGAUCAUUCAUCCUCAAUUCUGGCCCGAGGACCUCGAUUACUCCAAGAAGAAGAUCGUGAUUAUCGGCAGCGGAGCGACCGCCAUCACUCUCCUCCCCAAUUUGGCCGGCAAGGCCGAGCGCGUCACUAUGCUCCAGCGCAGUCCAACCUACAUCCUGUCACUACCCAACCGUAGCGCUAGCCGCUGGUUAGCCUACAUCCUCCCCACAUCUGUAUAUCAGCGUCUCCAGCGCUUCAUCUGGAUCCUCACAUCCCGCUUCUUCUUCCUCUUCUGCCAGCGUUUCCCCAAUUUCUCCCGCUGGAUCCUCAAGAAAAACGUCAGUCGCCAGCUUCCAGCCCACAUCCCCCACGACCCGCACUUCAAGCCUCUCUACAACCCUUGGGACCAGCGAUUGUGCGUGUCCCCUGAUGGCGACUUCUUCGAGUGCCUGCGCAAGGGCAAGGCUGAUGUGCGCACCGAUACUAUUAAGACGGUGACGAAGAAGGGCAUUACCUUGAACUCAGGCGAGACCCUUGACGCUGAUAUCAUCGUUACUGCGACGGGAUUGAAGUUACAGAUUGCUGGUGGCUCGACCUUGUCUGUGGACGGUGACAAGAUCGAGGUUGGAUCCAAGUACCUGUGGAACGGUGUCAUGCUGCAGGAUCUCCCGAACGCGGCUUUCGUCAUCGGGUAUACCAAUGCCUCGUGGACUUUGGGCGCUGACGCGACCGCUCAAUUCGUUACUCGCCUUGUCAAGGACUUGGAAUCACGCAAGCUGAUUGCGGCCACACCCCGUCUCAAGUCUAGCCAGGCGUCGAGCAUUCAGGAACGACCGCUGCUCAACCUCAACUCGACUUAUGUCGCCGUUGCCCAGCGCACUCUCCCCAUGGCCGGUGACCAGGCGCCUUGGCAGCCGCGCGAACACUACGCCAAGGAUAUCAAGUUCGCUCUGAAGGGUGAUAUCAGUACCGGGCUGGAGUUUGUGCAGGGGCCGAGUUUCCGUCUUCGCCCUGUGGUACAGUGA